AUGAGCAUGUAUGUGGUAAAAAAUGCGAAAGAAAUAAUUGUGAAGUUGAAAUUAAAAAAAGCACUAGAUUUUUUGAUAAUGAGUAUAAUAGAUUCACUUAUCUUUAUACUUCUCAAUGCUUCAAAACUUGUGCUUGUGCAAUUCCGAUUCCUAAAUUUAAAACUUCUCAUACAGGAGCUCAUGAUUGCAAAAAACACAAAUGUCAAGAAAAAUGCCCAGACUGUGAUGCUUAUUGCAAUAAGGAGGUUGGACAUGAAGGCUUGCAUUCAACUCCAACUCACAGAAAUAAGGAAAAAUGCAUUUAUCUCUCCAAAGCUGAGACUUUUGAGUACGAAGAUUUGACCGAAGGACCAUCGCAAAAAGCCACAAGAAAAUUCAAAGCAGGAGAAAUUGCUUAUCCUGAAUUCUGCGAUAUAA
Messenger RNA from Blepharisma stoltei, 417 nucleotides. The record is from the annotation of a GenBank genome assembly. NCBI's taxonomy places the organism in Eukaryota, Ciliophora, Heterotrichea, Heterotrichida, Blepharismidae.